CGCACAACCAGCCCUCAAACGAUGCAAUACAACCUCUCCGAUGAAUACAACCUCUCCAAGUUGUACGACCAGCUGUAUCGUGUUUGGCUUGCAUAACAACAUCGAACUCGACGAUAGGCAAGCACACAAAAUCAGAAAUACACAGAAAAAAUAAAGUUAGUCUCACAUGAACAAGCCGAAAGCAAGCAACGAUCUGGAAAGCAAUUGUGCGAUCUGUCGGACGAACGAGAAAGAAAAGAAGAGAAGCAAGAAACAGAGAAGACCUAUUACAAAGAAAUAAAAUCAUAAGUGAUUACUGCUGCGCAAGAAAGAAUUAGAAUUCAAAAAGUGUGCGCAAAAGAAACGAAAGGGAAACACGAAACAAAGAAAACACGUUUGAAGCUCGCUCUUAGAACUCGCGUCAGAACUUUGUUAAAAUACAACAAACAAAAAAUAAAACAAAAUACAAACAAGCAAGCGUUCAAUAAUAAAAUUUCCUAUUGUGUCUUCUAAAGAAUCUAAAUAACAAUUUUACAAUUUUGAAAAUAAAAGGUGAAAUAUCGAAACAUAGCAAGCUUGUGGGAUUAUGGAUUAUUAACGUGUUUGUGUGCUGCGUGUGUGUUUGUCUUUUAAUUGCUCCUUGCUCCUUUAUGCUUCUCUGUGCGUCCUCGACGUCUCCCAUAAAAACAUAGCCCCAGCGAGUACAAAAAUCGAUCAUUGGAUUUCUUGACUCCCUCCUCGGUGUCGGUGGAACAAAAAAAUUGUUGCGCUGUUUGCUCGAUGCAAAGUUAUUUGUAAACUAGAAGUGUUUGGAGAAGAGAGUGAGAACUCGUCUCUAUUUGGUGCUUGCCAAAGGAAGAGAGCGUGAGUGGAAUCAGAACGGUGUGUGAAUGUUGUUCUUAUUGUUUGUUCAUUGUAUGCCUCUCAGAGCAGUUAGCAGUCGGUGUGUUGUGUGAUCCCAUACAAAUGUAAAAACACUUAUCACAUCUUCUUCGUCGUCGUUCAUCCCCCGCCAACAGGCUCGAUUCGUGCUAUCAUUCAUUGUGUGUACAUUGAAAAAAGACCAUACAAAAGAAGCCAGCACUUGGAGAAUAAAAUAUAUAACAAUUAAAAUUACAUAGCAGAACACCGUACCGCUGACACACAAAUAUAUGUGCUUACAUUGUUUUUUAAUCAAUAAAUAAAAAAUAACAAACUAGAAAAUUCCAAAUUAUCAAAAAAUACAACAAAACUGUGUGAGAAAUUACAAAAGUGCAAAGUUGUCCAUCGUAUAAGGACUAAAGGCAAACGAACUUUGGAUUUUACAUCGUGUAAAUAUUUCGCCCGUUCCUUCUAUUCGCUCCUGCACCGGAGUUUAGUAAGCUUGUGCGUGACCAAGCCCCCCACACCUGUUGCAUGUCUAAUUAAAAGGAAACCGAAAACAACACAGAAAAACAGCGAAAAUGUCUGCAGCUAUUGUGCAAAAGAGUAACACAACUACAACAACAAAAACCUCAUCGAACACCGCCAUUUAUUUUGAUUGUGGCGACAUAUUUACAACGAAUAAAAGCAUCGAUAAACCUCUGCAGAGCCAUCAUCUAUCCAAUGGACACAUAAAUGGCGGCAACUCCAUAACUGAACUCAACAUAAUGGAUAUUGCCUGUUCGAAUAACUCAUCAAUGGAUCACAUGGAUCAAAUGGAUCAAUUGCAACAGAACACCAACACCACCAACAACGCUUCCCAAACUAAGGCGCUCAAUCAUCCGACAUAUCGUUUGCAUGCAGCCCUGACGCGUACUAUUUCUACGCCACAGCCACAAAUUAAGCCACCAACAGCAACAGCAGCACACCAUCUGAAUCAUUUACAACAACAGCAGCAGCAACAGCUUCAACAGUCACAACAGCAGCAACAGGAGCCAAAUGUAGCCGCAUUAGUAAAUCUCAUCGAGACAAUGGGCAAUGUUAACUUGCAUCGAAAAUUGGAAAGAACACAAUCGGAGCCAUUGCCGCAACAAGUUAAUGCAUCAAGGUACAAAACUGAACUUUGUCGCCCCUUUGAAGAAGCAGGCGAAUGCAAGUAUGGUGAAAAGUGCCAAUUUGCCCAUGGCUAUCAUGAACUGCGCAACUUGCAAAGACAUCCGAAAUAUAAAACGGAAUAUUGCCGUACUUUCCAUAGUGUGGGAUUUUGUCCAUAUGGGCCACGUUGUCACUUUGUACAUAAUGCCGAUGAAGCACGUGCCCUUCAGCAACAACAGCAACAGCAGCAACAACAACAGCAGCAGCAGCAACAACAACAAUAUCAACAACAAACAAAGCUACAAAAUCAUUCCAAUUAUAUGAGCAAUUAUCCGUUGAGUGGCAAAUCUAGUCUCAAUGGAACUGGAGGCAAUAUUAAUCAUUCCCUACCAUUAAGCCCACCCUUGAGUAUGUCGACUGGAUCUGAUCGCGAAUCGCCCACUGGAUCAUUGUCUCUAUCACCAACAAGUUCCAUGACAAAUUUUCCAUUUGGGGAACAGAUUAGUCCAGCCAACUCUGUCUUCCAAACGGCUUUCAGUUAUGUAAAUACACCACCCGAAAGUCCCAAUGCACCCAUGUCUCCAGUGAAUACACCACCACCCACUCUAAUGCUGGGCCAGGCCCCCAUUUACAUUAAACCAUUGGUGGCCAAUACAAAUGGACAGUCAGUUGCAGCUCCCUGCAAGCAAUUGUUGCAGAAAAGCUCCAGCUCCCCCAUAGCAAUCAUUAGGAAUGUGGGCGGUGGUGCCAGUAAAACUCCAACCAAAGUCAACUCUGUGUCAUCGUUGAAUGGUGCUGUGGCAGCCGAUGAGGCACGUCUACCUGUGUUCAAUCGCAUUAGCUCAGUAGCAGAUACAUUCUCCCAUAUAGCUUUAUAAAUCUUCUUCAAUAUUUACAUGCAACAAACAUACAACAACAAUGAUCUGUCUGUCUUAUCAUUAUCAUAAUCAUAAUAAUUAUUAUUAUUAUUAAUUAGUGGUAGUAGUAAUAGUUUAAAUUUAUUACUUAAACGUAAGCGUAACAACGUAAGACAAAUGCAAAGCAUACGAACAAGAAUAGCAGCAACACCAGCAGAACAGUAAAGCCUACAGUUGUUGGCUAGCGUCGCUUACGUUGAAAGGCAAUAAUAGACACGAAAAAUAAUGAAUACAAACCCCUCCAAAAUCUCAAUAUAAAGCUAUUUGCCUUAUGCGCACAAAUGCCUCCCCUUUCCCUCCUACACACAAGCACACACAUAUCGUUAUCAAAAACAAAGCAAAUAUAUAAAAAUAAAUUAUUUAUAAAUUCCAUACAUGUUUGCAUAUAUAUUGGCCUUAUGGGCAAAUUUUACUCCCAUAUUUACAUUAAAAACGCAAUGAUGAAUGCGUACACCCAUCAAUAUAUUUUUUGUCAAUACAUCUCUUUCACUUUCUUCCUACCCUCGUUUUCCUUCUUUACUAUAUUAUUAUAUUUUUAUACAUGCCUUGCUAUUAUAACGAUACGUCUAUAUUUUUUAAUUGUUAUUUAUAAAAAAUUAAAAAAAUUAAGAUUUGUUUAUAUACAAUUUAUACACCCAAAGGACAACAAUAACUUAGCCACAUCGCGCUCACAACAUAAUUUCAAUAGAUACAAGCCUUUACAAGCGUUGACAAAAGAUUACCAGACAUAUACAAAUACAAAAAUUCAUUCACACCGAUUAUCUUUACAUAAAUUUCAUAUGUAACAGAAGACACAUAAACUGAUACACAAUGCACCAACCAACCAACCAACCAACCAAUCUGCAUAUCAUUAUAAACUUUUUAUUUUAUUGGAAAUUAUUUAAACAAACAAAAAAAAUAUAUAUAUCUCAAAAUAUCCGAAAAAUAAAUACACACACACUAUUAUUAUAAAUUUAUAUAACUACUAUUAUUAUUAUUUAUAAUUUAUAUAUAUUUAAUUUUACACUCGAUUAUCCAUAGUUAGUGGGUAUGAUUUUUGAGAAACUUUUUAUAUUAUUAAUAUUAUUAUAUACAUAUAUAAACAAUUAAUUAUUACUUUUAUUUAAAGAAAAUCGAUUUAAAUUUAAUGUAAAUGUAAAUUUUUUUCUUCUGGCUGGGUUGCUUUAUGAUCUAAACGAUGUAAAAACAAAACAAAAAAUAUUGUUUGCAUUUAUUAAAAUUAAUCUUUUUUUAUUUAUUUUCUCUUCCUUUAAUUUAUAUAACUUAGACAAACAAAAUUUGUACGACAAAAGACAUUUAAAAAGACCAGAGAAUAUAAGAUCUUUUUAUAACACACACACACAUUUAUACACUUAAGACAAAUUAGAUGUUUCCGAUUUCAAAUUUAUAACAAAUUAAAAAAAAAAUAAAUAAGCAAAGGAGUGAUAUUUUCAAAAUAUAUACAAACAAAUGUGAAAAAAUACAAAUUUAAUUUUUAACUUAACAAACCAAUCAUCCAUCGAGUUAUUGAAAGAGAGACAAAAAUGAGUUUUUAUAUACAUAUAUUUAUAAGAUUACAUACAUAUGUACAUACGUGACAGUGACAACAGGAAGGUAGUAAUCGUCCAAUUGUGCCAACAUUUCACAAAAUGGAAACAACGGCUGGCUCCCAUUCUCUGAAAAGCUUGGAAACAUUUAAAACCACGUACAAAUGAAAUCUACAUUCGCAAUCCUAAAAGUAUGUUUAAAACUAAAACACGAUAAUGAUAACUGCAAAAGGAUUUGGAAUAAUGAUUGGACAGGAAUUUUGUGCAAAAUGGUUUGUCAUAAAACGAGAACUUUUCAUUGAAAAAGUUAAUUAUUUUUGGAAUUCAUCUUCAAUGAAAACAGCACUAUGUGUAAGUGUCGCUUUAUGACAAAUUGUCGAUCGUAUCAAAUAAAUAUCGAUAAUGAAAAUGUCCUUUAGCACAAACGAAGAACAUCGAACCGACCAAUUGACCGUCAAUCCAUCACUGACAUUAGACCCUAAUGUUAGAUUUCUUUUGUAGAUAAUUUUGUUUUGCCAAUUU
Musca domestica (house fly) is the source of this 4939-nucleotide messenger RNA. RefSeq names its product protein TIS11 (gene Tis11). Bases 1422 to 2852 code for a protein of 476 amino acids. The transcript is spliced from 3 exons. The record is from RefSeq and is a predicted model, not a curated record. NCBI's taxonomy places the organism in Eukaryota, Metazoa, Arthropoda, Insecta, Diptera, Muscidae. Gene Ontology annotation, molecular function: metal ion binding; mRNA binding.